CGGGAGUCAAUUUUUUUCUUAAAUUACACUUUUCUCGAGAGAGGAAACUUUGGUUGGGAGCGAGAGAGACAGUCAUGAGUCAUCAAUCCUUCUCCAUAGUCAAAUCUAAUCACUCUCUUUUUCGACCAUACGAUUCCCGGUUAUUAGCUCUUCAGAUUUCGAAAUCCACCUGAGGGUUUCCGUUUUUUUCCUGGAGCGCAAUGGAGGAGGAGCUGCUCAAGAAGAUGCUUGAGCUAGAGCAAAGUCAGGAGCUUCUAAAGCAGGAGAUGUCUAGGCUCAAGCUCUCCACGGAGCUUAGGCAGCCGUCGCAUCCGGUGUUGCCGCGUCGGCCGUUGAGACGUAUCCAGGGAUCGAUGAAUUCGAAUCCAUCGCCCGGGAAGUUCACUGAUAAACAGUAUUUGAAUAUUUUGCAGUCGUUGGCUCAGUCUGUUCAUGUCUUAGAUCUCAAUACGCGAAUUAUCUUUUGGAAUGCCAUGUCGGAAAAGCUUUAUGGGUACUCUGCUGCAGAAGUAGUUGGGCGGAACCCAGUACAUGUUAUUGUAGAUGAUCAGAAUGCUGCCUUUGCCUUGAAUGUUGCUCGACGUUGUGCCAAUGGAGAAAGCUGGACAGGGGAGUUUCCUGUCAAGACCAAAUCAGGAAAGAUCUUUUCAGCUGUCACUACGUGUUCUCCCUUUUAUGAUGAUAACGGCACUGUUGUUGGUAUCAUUUCUAUCACAAGUGACAUUGCACCCUAUCUCAACCCGAGACUCUCUUUGCCUAGAUUGAAGCCGCAAGAACCUGAGAGGAAACUUGGUUUGGACUCCAAAGGAGCUGUUAUAUCGAAACCUGGCCUCGACUCUGAUCAGCCUAUACAAGUUUCUAUAGCAUCAAAGAUAUCAAGUUUGGCAUCCAAGUUGAGCAACAAAGUCAGGUCAAAAAUGCGAGCAGGUGAUAACAGUGCCUGUGGGGAUAGUCAUCAUUCAGAUCAUGAUGUAUUCGGUGAUACUCUCUCUGACCACAGGGACGACGCAGCGUCAAGUGGUGCUAGCACACCAAGAGGGGAUUUUAUCCAAUCUCCUUUUGGUGUUUUCACAUGUUACGAUGACAAGUUUCCUUCAAAACCCUCCAAAGAUUCCAGUGAUAGAAAGCCUGCAAUCCAUAAGGUUCCCACCUCAAAAGCUGAAGAAUGGAUGGUAAAGAAAGGUUUGUCACGUCCAUGGAAAGGGAAUGAGCAAGAAGGUUCAAGAGUAAGGCCUACUCAUUCUGUAUGGUCUUGGGUAGAAAAUGAACAAGAGAAAGAUAAGUACCACCAGAUUUAUCCCUCUGCUGGUGUUAAGUCUGAAAGCCAUGGCUCUGAAAGUAAUAAGCCUACUGAUGACGAAGCUUCUAAUAUGUGGUCUUCCUCUAUAAAUGCAAACAGCACAAACAGCGCUAGUAGUUGCGGCAGUACCAGUAGGAGUGUUAUGGACAAGGUUGAUAUAGAUAGCGAUCCCUUGGAACAUGAAAUUUUAUGGGAUGAUUUGACAAUCGGGGAACAAAUUGGACGAGGUUCAUGUGGAACUGUCUAUCACGGUAUCUGGUUUGGAUCUGAUGUAGCUGUGAAAGUGUUCUCCAAACAAGAAUAUUCAGAAUCAGUCAUAAAGUCUUUUGAAAAAGAGGUAUCGCUGAUGAAAAGACUUCGACAUCCUAACGUUCUGCUGUUUAUGGGAGCUGUGACUUCACCCCAGCGUCUCUGUAUAGUGUCAGAGUUCGUUCCACGUGGAAGUCUCUUCCGUCUACUGCAGAGAAGUAUGUCGAAACUUGAUUGGAGGCGACGUAUCAACAUGGCCUUGGACAUUGCUCGCGGUAUGAAUUAUCUUCACUGUUGUAGUCCACCCAUCAUCCACCGUGAUCUGAAGUCGUCAAAUUUGCUGGUAGACAGGAACUGGACCGUUAAGGUAGCUGACUUUGGUCUUUCGCGUAUUAAGCAUCAGACAUACCUAACUAGCAAGUCGGGAAAGGGAACGCCUCAAUGGAUGGCACCUGAAGUUCUUCGAAAUGAGUCUGCUGAUGAGAAGUAUAUUCUCGUGUUCUGUUUGGUUAAAUUCCCAGAUUACUUGUUUUUCUAGCCUCAAUCGCUAACUAGCUCCAUUUCUUUGAGACAGGUCUGACAUUUAUAGCUUUGGAGUAGUAUUAUGGGAGCUUGCCACAGAGAAGAUCCCAUGGGAAAAUCUCAACUCGAUGCAGGUAUCUUUCUGAGCGAUAGAACAAUGAAAGUGUUUUCACUUACAAUUGUUCCUAGAAAUCACAUAUUUGGUCAAAACUUACAUGUUUUGCUCUAUCAAUGAAGCUGACAAAUAAUAAGAAUCUCUAUGCCAAAAGAUUGGUUUCAGGGUAAACCUCUAUUAAAAAUCCAUCUAGUUUCAGGUGACUAUAAAUAAAUUGUACUAAUUAGGAAGGUAUGAAUCAUAAACACCAUUAUACUUACUGUAAUGUGUAAACAAGUGAAUUGUGCUGUUACACACAUACACUUUGAAAUACCUGCAGGUGAUCGGAGCUGUGGGGUUCAUGAACCAGAGGCUGGAAAUUCCAAAGGACACUGAUCCUGAUUGGAUCUCAUUAAUAGAGAGCUGUUGGCACAGGUAAAUUAACAUAUUGAACAUUGCAUAAUCCUUGCUAAAGAAUACAACCUUUCAUUAUCACGGUUCUCCUUGAUUUAGAUGUUCAACAUAAGUCACAGCUAACAGUGACAUUAUUUUGCGUUGGUAUUUCUGUUUAUCCCACACUGCAGCGAUACAAAGCUGAGACCCACAUUCCAAGAACUGCUGGAGAAACUACGAGACCUGCAAAGAAAGUAUAUGAUACAGAGAAACUAAGUGACCUCCCAAGAAAGAAUUCAAUACAGUUCCAAGCGACUCGUGCUGCGUUACUUUACAACCCUCUCCUCAAGGAGAAUAAUGCAAAACAAAGUUGACAUAUAUCUCUUAUGCUUAUUUGUUCCUUGAGGCACCGCUUCAAGACUCAAAGACUGUUCAUAAAAACAAAGAAAGAUCGAGAAUUGAUCUGCUUUUAGCAGCAACGAGUGGAACCAUGAUAUGGUGGGGUGCACAUGUCUUCCAUCACUAAACAAGGUUAUGGCGUGGGGGAUGUCAUUUCUUUCUAAUGAUGCAAGCGUGAUCUUGAGGCCUCAGAUUGUUUGGUUUGACUUUGUCAAACAGAAACAGAGUGACAAGAUGGAGCUGCUUUAGAAAUCUGCACGGUCUAACCUUCCUGCAGUGAAGUACAUGGAAUACGCAGUCCAAGUACACGCUCUUUAAAGCAAACAACCUCGUACUCAACGUCAACGAGCUAUUAUAUAUCUCUUCUUGAACCUUCUAGCAAGUAGUAGGAUGUUCACUAAGCAAGAGAUUGGUUAUCGCAGCGGGCUCUUCCUCCUCGCUAGAUCCAUCGGGUAACUCUCCUAACCGGACACAUUCAUCUUGUUCAUGAAGCAAUUUGAAUUUGUUAGAUCCACGAAUAUAAAUGGUCGCAGGCAGCAGACAUUCGACAAAAAAGAGACCGAAAGCAGCCAUUGUACACGAGUGGGAAGAUGUCUUAUACUCCAACCGAUACCUAUUUGUGUUUUCGUUUGCGAUUUCCCCAUAACCACCACCACCC
Molecule: messenger RNA, 3615 nt
Organism: Arabidopsis thaliana (thale cress)
Lineage: Eukaryota; Viridiplantae; Streptophyta; Magnoliopsida; Brassicales; Brassicaceae
Product: protein kinase family protein
Exons: 10
Coding region: 201-2087 (628 amino acids)
Biological process (GO): blue light signaling pathway; regulation of DNA-templated transcription
Cellular component (GO): membrane
Molecular function (GO): blue light photoreceptor activity; transferase activity; protein kinase activity
Source: RefSeq, marked reviewed